Messenger RNA from Seriola aureovittata, 1912 nucleotides. Its product is annotated as myoD family inhibitor-like. The record is from RefSeq and is a predicted model, not a curated record. Lineage: Eukaryota; Metazoa; Chordata; Actinopteri; Carangiformes; Carangidae. The transcript is spliced from 4 exons. The coding region runs from base 159 to 833 and encodes 224 amino acids.
CUAACAGCUCACAGUCUGCUGAGCGGUGACUCAGGCCGGCAUGUUGGGUGUUGCUGGAGGUUUCCUGACCUCUUGCUGUGGACAGAAGCAGGAGGAUGAAGAAGGGGACUGGGUGAACAAAGUGUAACGGAGAUCCUGAGCAGUCAUGAGUGUCAGACAUGUUACCUGGAGACCAUUUACCUGUGGACGAGAAGGAAGACGAGAGCAACCAGACUAAAGGUGGUGCGUCUUUUAAAUCGCCACAGGAAAUCCCUUCAGCACGUGACCCUGUUAGCAGAGGAAAUGCCAUCCCCACUGAGCUCAUCAGCACCCAGCCUCUGCCUGCCUCACAGGAGGCAGCAGGGCUGAAGAGGCCUCAGUGUGACCCCCAGAAGCCUACAUGCCCACGAUGUGACCUCACGGUCCCAGACCCUCUUCCCGCUCUUCCCCCCGGCCUGAGCCGAGUGCAGGGCUCCAGCUUGUUGGUGCACAGCAGCAGCAGCAGCAGCAGCGGCGGCAGGAGGAGGAACAGGAGCAGGGACAGUGUGGCCAGCUCACAUCAACCUGCAGCUACACUAAGUGACACCUGUUUUAACCUGCUGCUGGCGUGCCUGUCGUGCGAGCUUUCCCUGCUGUCCCUGGGUCUGCUGGAGGCCUGCUACUCCUGUCUCCACCCCAUCUGCUCCUGCUGCUGCCACGCCUGCGCCCGCUGCUGCUCGGCCGUUCAGGAGGCGCCCGUGGAGGAAUUCAACUGCCACGCCCACUGCCACUCGGUCCUGUUCGAGUCCUGCUGCGAGCCAAUCGACUUUCUCGAGUUUUGUCUGGAGUGCUGCGAGAUCUGCCACCACAGUUAGGAAGCAGCUGGACCGCCUUGCCCGUGGAUUCAUUUUCAAGACACGUGUGGAGAUGAUGAUGAUGUUGCUUGUGUGAAGGUGUGAACAACACAAGCUACCAUUCUAUGUGAUCACCAAGGUUUUUACUCAUUAUUUUUACACCAUUUGCUGCUAAAAUAAUAAUAACUCCAACUCACAUGAUUAAGUGGAGAUUUGACUUCAAGGCUUCUCACUCUUCUUCAGUGAGGGCAAUAUUGCUUAUGUGCCAGAUGAAGCGCUAAAUCUUGCUAUUGCUACAUAGCCAGCAUUAGCAUUAGCAGCUGUUUACUUAUCAGUCUUGCCAAGAGCUUCAGUCAUUGCUGCUUUUACAAGACAACAGGUUAUAAUGUCCUCUGAGCAGUGCUAAUUAUUCAGGGCAGACUGGAUACUGUGACUCGGUAUCAGAAAAUGACGAGGCUGGCCUGCCAAACUGGAGCUAGCCGGUUAGCAUAUAAACUUCAGUAUAAGAAAAGAAGUAAUCGAAACGAGAAACAAAACCAGAGGGUUGCUUUCCAACACUGGAGACUCUUGGUGAGUAACGGAAUGAAGUCUGAUGCUGAACUCACGUUUCUUCUAGAGUGGUAAGUAAACAGCUGUUAAUGCUAAUGUUAGCUAUGUAGCAAUAGCAAAACUUACAAAUAGCUCCUUUAAGAGGAAUUUGACAUUUAUGGAAAUAUUUCUUUUCACUUUCUUCCUGAGACUUAGAUGAGACGAUUGAUACCUGGGACUAGAGCCAUGAGGUCAUUGGCUUAUCUUAGCAUAAAUACUAGCAGCAGGGGAACAGUAGGGUGACUCAGAGUCUGUUUACAGGUCCUGGGGAGUAUUAGCGCACAUGUGAAAAAAGUUGUAUAAAGCUUUUGUGACUCCAGAGAGCUGCAGUGUCUGAUAUCGUCCCUGUUUCAGUGGUAGCAGCUCGAGGUUACAUUAGCUGCUAAUAGCAUAACACAUCCGGACCCACAAUGAGCGGUCGUGGUCAAAUUGCAUUGUUGAUAAUGUAGGCGCUUUGUAGGCAUUUUAACAAGGAAGAGGAAUGUGUUAAAUAAAAAGCACACAACGUCUGA